CUGUUAAUGUCCUCUUUAUAUGGCGUGAACGUGAGAAUUUUUGAAAUCUUUUGGAAAACGAUACUCGUUGUCCAGUCUUUUGACGACCUAGUCCAGGCAAUACAUUGUUGGCUAAUAAUCCAGAGGCUUCAGCACAGUCAAGCUAAGACAUACCAAUAUAUUAUAGAAUUAUUGAUUAUUAGUUCCAGCCAUGAAGCGAAGGAAAGAGUGCCCAGUUGUGUCGUUGGACCUUUGAUAUAAAACUGUAGGUAAUAUGUCUCAAAGAUGAUAGCAGUGACGCGGAUGAAUUCAUGCUGUAUAUUUAUCUUGUUCAUAACAUCUUACCUCUUUGUUUGUUUUAUCUUUUAGAUUACUACGACCUUGUUAUAUUGCUUUAAGUUGUUACCUCCGCUAAACAAGCGUUUAGUUACAUUUGUUUCCUGACAAUAAUAUUAUAUCAGAAGUCUUUAUUUUUAGAUUAUAAUUUAACCAAACACUAGUCCCCGAAUGUGUUGUUGGAUAAGGCGUGAAAUUAAAGAUUGUGCUGGCUUUCUCAAUAAGUGUAACGAUGUGAUCUUUCUUGGGAACAAAAUAUGUCCAACUGUAAAUUUGGUUUAUUUCGGUGGAGAUGUACAAGAUUACGAACAAACAAUGCGCAAAAAUAAUUUCAGUAGUCAAUAUAUUAAAUGGAGUUUGGAAAAUACUGCUCAAAUUUUAUAUGAACGAUUCACUAAUCAAUUUAAUUGUAGUAAUCCUCAUAUAUGGAUUAUUCGACCUUCACAUUGGAUAGCUGAUGGUUCAAUAGCAUGUUAUCCUAACUUUUUACCGUUUACAAAACCCGGUAUACCAUUGUUUGAAAGUGAUGAAAUAUGCAAAUUUAGAGCAAUAAGACAUUUAAACGCUUUACUGUUGAAUGCUGUUAAACAGUUGGCUGAUGGUGAAUGUUGUGACGGGAAUUGUCAAUUGUCUAAUAUUCCAAUACGAUUGAUUGGUUUCAGUAAAGGAUGUUGUGUGCUAACUGAAUUGAUAUAUGAAUAUUCAUUAUUAUUAUGUAGUACUAAAGAAAAAUCCGGUAAUUUUAUAACAACUACUGUCAUUGGGGAAACUGAUGAACUUUGUAAAAAUCUGUCACAUGUUUAUUGGUUAGAUUCUGGACAUUCAGGUAUACAUCAUCAAUGGCCAGUUUUAAAUGACUAUCUGUCUUUAUUGAAAUCAUCUACCUGUCCUACAUUGCAUAUUCACGCAACUCCUUAUCAGAUACUGAACCGUUCCAGACCUCAGAAAUCAGCUGAUUUUCAAAAAUUUGUAAAUAUUUUGUCUGAGUGUAAUUUACCUUUCACAAAGAAGCUGCAUUUUAUGCCUGAUACUUACAAAAAUGGUGGAUCAUUGGUUGACGAUUUGGAAAAGUAUCAGGAGGAUUGUUCAUUACAGAAGCAUUUUGAAAUCUUGAACCAUUUCGAUUUUUAAAUUAUUUUACUCAUGAUUCCUCUGAUCAUUGUU
Messenger RNA from Trichobilharzia szidati, 1479 nucleotides. The record is from the annotation of a GenBank genome assembly. NCBI's taxonomy places the organism in Eukaryota, Metazoa, Platyhelminthes, Trematoda, Strigeidida, Schistosomatidae.